Molecule: messenger RNA, 1540 nt
Organism: Helianthus annuus (common sunflower)
Lineage: Eukaryota; Viridiplantae; Streptophyta; Magnoliopsida; Asterales; Asteraceae
Product: beta carbonic anhydrase 5, chloroplastic-like
Exons: 11
Coding region: 285-1325 (346 amino acids)
Biological process (GO): carbon utilization
Molecular function (GO): carbonate dehydratase activity; zinc ion binding
Source: RefSeq, a predicted model, not a curated record
AAUAUUCUUUAUUUAAUAUCACCACAAUAUUCUUUGUUUAAUAGCACUAUUUCUAGAUAAAUUUUUGUAUUUGUUGACAAAUAACUGAAAUAGAAAGGACUAAAUUAAAAAAAUAUAAAGGAAAUUAAAUAAAGUAGCCAUUUUAGAAAAAAAAAAUAGUAUAUAAAGAAACGAAGAAAGUGAAUGUACUAGUCUACCAAGAGGUCCAAGAUUUUGGGAGAAAAGAAAAGAGAAAGACGUGUAGUUGUACAUCGUGCUUUGAGAGUUGUACCCUUGAUGAAGAAAUGAAGGUUGUGUUACGAUCUGUACUUCUUCUGCCUAAACAGCCAUUUCUCCGAUCUGCUACAGUUUCUGUUCUUGGAUCUUCCCCUGUUUGCAAACCCGAGUUUCCGAGAUCAGCUGCUUCGACAUCAACUGUCUCUGGUUCUAAGGUGAAGGUUUCGGAGAUCGAGCAGACUCAGCUGGGAUUUUUGAAUUCUUCCAAGACCGACAUAUUUUUAAGAUUACAGACAUCAGUGCAACCUUCGGGAUUGAGCCCCAGAGACAUUUACAGGAUCAAUCUGCCGUUGAGAUUAAAAGCCUCACGAGACGGGGUUGGUCUGGUUCAAGAAACUAUUCAAACUAAAGAAAAUACACCAAUGUCAAUAAACAAACCUGAUGAUUCGUUCCGUGAGAUGAGGAACAGAUUCCUGAGGUUUAAAAAGGAAAAGUAUUUGGUAAACUUGGAGUGCUAUAAAGAACUUGCUCAAGCACAAGCCCCGAAGUUCUUGGUGAUUUCAUGCGCAGAUUCACGAGUUUGUCCCUCUUAUAUUCUGGGAUUUCAACCUGGUGAAGCUUUUAUUAUCCGUAAUGUGGCUAAUUUUGUUCCACCUUUUGAGAAUGGACCGUGUGAAACAAACGCUGCGCUUGAAUUUUCUGUGAAUGAUCUUCAAGUCGAAAAUAUACUGGUAACUGGACAUAGCUGUUGCGGAGGCAUCCGUGCUCUCAUGAGUAUGGACGACGAAGAAAAAUCAAGUAGCUUUAUAAAGAACUGGAUCAAGGUAGGAAAAGCCGCAAAGUCAACCACAAAGGCCACUGCUUCUAACCUUAGCUUUGACCAGCAAUGCAAACACUGCGAAAAGGAAUCAAUAAAUAACUCACUGAUGAACUUGCUUACGUACCCGUGGGUCAAAGAACGGGUGGCAAAAGGUCUGCUUUCUCUCCAUGGUGGCUACUAUGACUUUGUGGAUUGUACAUAUGAAAAGUGGACUCUUGAUUACCUGAAGAACAUUCAAAAACAGGAAACAGGCGGGUACGCCAUUAAGAACCGUGAAUUUUGGUCUUGAUGCUUAUGCUGCUCUUAAUCUUCUUUGAUUUCAUACGAAAAAAAUCUAAAUAUCAUAAAGUAGACUGUUCUUUGUCUUGUAUUGUUGGAUCCAAAUAGUGCAUAGUGAUAUUUAUGUAUCCUUUAUGUGUAACAUAAAAAUACUCUAGUUCUGGCAGCACCAACUUGUUAUAUUAGUAUUUCAUUCUAACUUUUAUAUAGUGCAGGGGUUUCACA